AUGGCACCAGUACAGCAGGAAGAAUCUAAAGAACAGCAGUCUGUGGUUGCCAAAGACGCAAACCAACCACAAAAAAAACAUGUUAACAAACAAGAGGAAGAGCUUUCUGAAGAAGAUCAACAAUUGAAAGAAGAGUUGGAACUGACAGUAGAGAAAUUAAAAGAACCAAACCAAUCAGAAGAUCAGUAUGCAAAAUACUUGGAAUCAUUAAAGAGGUCAAUUCAAGACUCCACCACCUCAAUGACUGCCGUACCCAAGCCAUUGAAAUUUUUAAGACCUAGCUAUCCCGAUUUAACUGAAGUGUAUGAUCAAUGGAGUAAAAAGUAUGGUGAAAAGGCUACCAUUGUAUUCAACUUGGCUGAUAUCUUGUCGGUUUUGGCAAUGACCUACUCAAACGAAGACAAAAAGGAUUCAGUAAAAUACAGAUUGUUGUCCAAUACCGAUACUAUUCAAGAUUGGGGUCAUGAGUAUUUACGUCAUUUGGCCUUGGAAAUUGGUGAGUCUUACCAAGAAAACCUUGGUGUAGAUGAAGAAUUGGUGUCCAAAUUAACUCAAUUGGCAUUGAAAAUUGUUCCAUAUUUCUUACACCACAAUGCUGAAGCAGAUGCUGUCGAUUUAUUGUCAGAAAUUGAGUCCAUUGACAAAUUGCCUCAAUUUGUUGAUGACAAUACUUAUGCAAGAGCUUGUCUUUAUGUCACUAGUAUGGUUCCAUAUUUGGCACCACCCGAUGAUCUUUCCUUUUUAAACACUGCUUUCGCUAUAUACUUGUCUCAUGGGCAAUUGACGCAAGCUUUAACUAUAGCAAUUAAAUUGGAUGACAAGGAAUUAAUAGAACAAGUGUUUAACUCAACCAAAGAUGAGUUGGUUCACAAACAGUUGGGUUUUAUCUUAUCGCAACAGCUCAGCAAUUUCAAAUUACCAGAAGAAAACCAAGAAGUUCAAGAGACUAUAAGUAAUGUCAAGUUGAGUGAAUAUUUCCAAUAUUUAAUCAAGGAAUUAAAUCUAUUGGAUCCAAGAGUUCCUGAAGAUGUUUACAAAUCACAUUUGGAGAAUUCAAAAUUUGGAUUGGGAACUUCAGGAUCAAUUGAUUCUGCUAAACAGAAUCUUGCUGCUGCUUUUGUCAAUGCAUUCUUGAAUCUUGGAUUUGGUAAGGAUAAGUUGGUAAAAUCUGAAGAGGACAACAAAUCUUGGAUCUAUAGAACAAAGGGGAAAGGUAUGGUUUCAACUACAGCAUCUUUAGGUUCGCUUCACCAAUGGGAUGUCAAUGAAGGUUUACAAGUGUUGGACAAAUUCACAUAUUCUGAUGAUCCCGAAGUUAAAGCUGGUGCAUUGUUGGGUACUGGUAUCGUAUCAGCAAAUGUUCAUGACGACGUUGAUGCAGCACUCGCAUUGUUACAAGAGUUUGUCAAUGACUCCAACAAAUUGUAUCAAACAGCAGCAAUCAAUGGGUUGGGCAUUGCAUUUGCGGGAUCGGCAAACGAAGAAGUAUUGAAUUUGUUAUUGCCAUUGGUUUCUGAUUUGGAUGCUCCAUUGGAAGUUUCUUGUUUGGCUGCAUUAGCUUUGGGACAUACUUUUGUUGGAACUUGCCAUGGCGAUAUAACUUCAACCAUCUUGCAAACUUUAUUGGAGAGAGAUUUCGCUCAGUUGGCAAAUAAAUUUAUCAAAUUUAUGGCAUUGGGUUUGGGUCUUUUGUACAUGGGCAAAACUGAACAAGUUGAAGAUGUAUUGGAAACUAUUGAUGCUAUUGAACAUCCAAUCAGUAAAACCUUGAAAGUAUUGGUAAACAUUUGUGCUUAUGCUGGUACCGGUAACGUGUUGCAAAUACAAGCAUUGUUGCAAAUGUGUGCUGCUAAACCAAAAGAUCAACUCGAUGAGGAAAAGAAAUUGGAACAAUCCGAAGAAGACCAGCAGAAAACUGAGGAAAAAGAGAAACACAAGAAUGAGGGUGAAGGUGAUGUUGAAAUGGAAGAUGCUAAAGAUGGUAACGAAACUCAAGAAGGUGAGCAGACGGAACCUAAAGCCAAUGCAACUGAGGCAACCGAGAAUGAAAAUAAAGAAGAACCUGACGACGAUGAAGUUGAAGAAGAUGAAGAGUUGUACCAAGGAAUUGCUGUUUUGGGAUUGGCAUGUAUUGCCAUGGGUGAAGAUAUUGGUCAAGAUAUGUCAUUGCGUCAUUUUGGUCAUUUUAUGCAUUAUGGAAACUCAUUAAUACGUAGAGCAGUGCCAUUGGCUAUGGGUUUGGUUUCCGUAUCCAACCCUCAAAUCAAAGUUUUUGAAACUUUAUCAAGAUAUUCACAUGAUCCUGAUUUGGAAGUGGCGCAAAAUUCCAUCUAUGCUAUGGGAUUGGUUGGCGCCGGUACAAACAAUGCGAGAUUGGCCCAAUUAUUGAGACAAUUGGCAUCAUAUUAUAUCAAAUCACCAGACACAUUGUUUAUGGUGAGAAUUGCUCAAGGUUUGUUGCAUUUGGGUAAAGGUACUUUGACAUUAUCCCCAUUCAAUGUUGAAAGAACUGUAUUGUCCAACACAGCAUUGGCUUCAUUGUUGACCAUUUCCGUGGCAUUAUUAGACCCAAGAGCUUUCAUUUUGAAUGAUUCAACGACUGAAACAAGUCAUGAAUUGUUGUACUAUUUAACUCCUGCGGUCAAGCCCAAGAUGUUGGUGACUAUUGAUGAAAACUUGCAACCGUUAAAGGUCAAUGUUAGAGUAGGACAAGCAGUUGAUGUUGUUGGUCAAGCAGGUAAGCCCAAGACCAUCACUGGAUGGGUCACACAAUCGACACCAGUACUAUUAAAUUAUGGUGAACGUGCUGAACUUGAAAAUGACGAAUAUAUAAGUUUGAGCAAUUCGUUAGAGGGCGUUGUCAUAUUGAAAAAGAAUCCCGAGUUUAUGGAUAUAGACAGUUGA
Molecule: messenger RNA, 2904 nt
Organism: Lodderomyces parapsilosis
Lineage: Eukaryota; Fungi; Ascomycota; Pichiomycetes; Serinales; Debaryomycetaceae
Gene: RPN1
Product: proteasome regulatory particle base subunit
Exons: 1
Coding region: 1-2904 (967 amino acids)
Biological process (GO): proteasome-mediated ubiquitin-dependent protein catabolic process; regulation of protein catabolic process
Cellular component (GO): proteasome regulatory particle, base subcomplex; proteasome storage granule; proteasome complex
Molecular function (GO): enzyme regulator activity
Source: RefSeq, a predicted model, not a curated record